AGGAGAAAGAAAAUUCUCUCUCUCUGAGUACUUCUUUCGAUCCAACGUUCCUUUCUCUUUCUGGAGAGAAACCCAAAUCAUAAAAACUCAUUUCAAGCACAAACAUAUCCAAAAACCCAAAUCCAAAUGCAUGGUUUUGAUGCUUUUCCUAGUGCAAAAACCCCUGAAACCAAAAUCAAACUAGAGAGAUUUCUUCUAUUUACUAAUCUUUCUAUCAAAAGCUAUGUGUAGUUUGUCUUGGCUGAGGAUGGAAAAUGAUCAAGGAGAUCUUGCAGACAUAGUUCGAGCCAGCUGCCACGGUGGGAGACCGACCAAUCCAUCCAACGAUUGGCAAUUCCCUUCUCUGCCUGUUAACGUUCCACCGUCGACCGAUGAACCCAUGUACGGUUUUGGCGAUCCCUUCUUUAAUAUGCAAGAUCCUAUGGUGUAUGGAUUAGAUGUGGCAGGUCCCAUGUUCUUCGACGGUUCGGAUUCUCCAGGUGGUAUGGUUGAGAUGAACGUGGAGGAAGACGAGAGCGUUGGUAGUGUUCUCAGUCCCAAGAUUUCAGAUGGGGAGGUGCAGAUGCCUUGUAAUUUCUUCUCUAGAAUGUUACAGAUAUCUACAAAUCCAAAGAUGCCAAUUACAUCUUGUGAAAAUUCUUCAGCAGCGAUGGUGGCGAAGCCGGCUUCACCGGCAGGAAUUAUAUCUACUUCAUUAGAUGGUAAUCACAAUAUUACAAGAAAUACAUCUGCACCCAGUUUGGCUGAGAACGGUGGGCUGCAGAUUUCAUCGCAACGGAAUUUGGGAAUCAAGAGAAGGAAGGGCCAAGCAAAGAAGGUGGUAUGCAUACCAGCGCCAGCACCUACAAACAGUAGGCCCGGUGGAGAGGUGGUCCCAUCUGAUCUUUGGGCCUGGAGAAAGUAUGGACAAAAACCCAUCAAGGGUUCUCCUUAUCCAAGGGGUUAUUACAGAUGCAGCAGCUCCAAAGGUUGCUCAGCAAGAAAACAAGUGGAGCGGAGUCGGACCGAUCCAAACAUGUUAGUGAUCACAUACACUUCAGAACACAACCAUCCAUGGCCCACCCAAAGAAACGCACUGGCGGGGUCCACUAGAUCACAACACAUGAAGAAGGAAGCACCUUCAAAGAAUCCAUCAUCUUCUCAAAUGCCAAAACCAACGGAUGUGAAGGAAGAACGCAAGGAGAACGAUGAGGACAAUGCAGCAUCGGACGUGAUCAUCACAGGGGGGAUGAAGGAUAUCAGAACCAUUAAAGUGGAGGUAGGGGAGAGAGAGAAGUCGAUAGACGGUGCCGAUCGUGAUGGAGAAUUUGAUCUGGGUUUUUAUGAUAAUUGCGAUUAUAGACCGUUGGUGCCAUCAGGUGCAAAUCGUUCGGAUGAUUUCUUCAUGUAUUUGGGAGAAUUGGAGCCUGACCCACUAAAGCUUAUGUUCUCCCAAGGUAUCAGUGGAGAGAAAUCUGAUGGAGGGAGAGAAAACAACGGCUUGGAUCCUUUUAGCCUCUUUGAUUGGUGAGGACAUGUGAUCAUUUCUCGAGCUUGUACAAGUGGGCCCAUGGAGAUAGUAUCUCUACCGUGGAUCACGCAUGCCCCCAAGAAUAUCAAAGAUUGGAAAAUCCUGAUCAUCCAAUCUUUGGCUUCCCUUUAUUGAAUGUGGACAUUUGCUGUAAUUUUCUUCAUAAUCGACUAUCUGGCCUCCAGUUGAAUGGUUUGGAUUGUCCCUUAUUAGAUAUUUUUAAGGAUGGUCUAUCCAUUGUGGGGCCCAUCGAUUGACAACGUGGAUCACCAAUCUAUUGGCCCCCCUUGUAGAAACUCAAGAUCUGAAGAUACUAUUCAUGUCCUUAAGAUGAGGAAUAUCAUAUAAUUCCUCACAAAACAAGUCUAGCGUGUGUAUGUUGUGGUGCA
Molecule: messenger RNA, 1899 nt
Organism: Magnolia sinica
Lineage: Eukaryota; Viridiplantae; Streptophyta; Magnoliopsida; Magnoliales; Magnoliaceae
Product: probable WRKY transcription factor 14
Exons: 3
Coding region: 224-1510 (428 amino acids)
Biological process (GO): regulation of DNA-templated transcription
Cellular component (GO): nucleus
Molecular function (GO): DNA-binding transcription factor activity; transcription cis-regulatory region binding
Source: RefSeq, a predicted model, not a curated record